This is a messenger RNA of Arabis nemorensis, 2229 nucleotides long. The record is from the annotation of a GenBank genome assembly. NCBI's taxonomy places the organism in Eukaryota, Viridiplantae, Streptophyta, Magnoliopsida, Brassicales, Brassicaceae.
AUGUCUCCCAACAAAGCUUUUGAAAUGGGGUUGUUUCAAGCUAGCAAAUCUGGUUGGUUUUUGGGGAUUUGGCUCAAGGAAGAUCCAAGUAAGAUCUCAUUGUGGGUUGCUAACAGGGAUCUCCCUCUGAAGACCGCAACAGUGAAGUUAAUCUGCUCUCAAGAGAACCGACUUUUACUUAUGGGUGAAGGCAAUGCCACGUUCUCUUGGAACAUGUCAGGAAUGGGCAUCAAAGCUGAGCUUAUGGACAAUGGGAAUCUGGUGAUGAGGGAUUCCGAUAAAAGAACUACUUGGGAAAGCUUUGCUUUUCCAACCGACACUUUAUUGCCGGAGAUGAAUCUGAGCAUUGACGGCACAACAAGAGUCCUUGACUCAUGGACAAGUCAAGAAGAUCCGAGAAAGGGACAGUUCUCGUUGGGAAUUGCAUUGCAUGGAAACGAAAUCUACGAGAUUUUUGUACAGUCUUCAUCUUCAGACUCAAAGUCAAAGUAUGGGAAUGAUGUGUGGGAUGGAAAGCGGUUUGGGGACAUGCCCGUAAUAUUACAGGAAAGCCAAGAUUCGUUCACCAUGAAGAAACAGAAACAGUACACAAGACUGACACUGAGCUCACGAGGGUAUUACCAGAUUUUCACUUGGAUUCCACGGGAUGCGAGAUGGGAUCUUGCAUGGUCGGUGAACAACAGCUGCUAUCUCAGUCCAUGUGGGGCUUACAGCUACUGUUUAACAGACACACCACCGAAUCAGGACCCUUUCUGUAAAUGUGUCCAAGAUUUCAUUCCAGUGGCUAAGGGGAAUGCUUUGCCGGGCCAGGGUGCGUGUACGAGGAGAACGAAUACUUUUAACUGCACUGGAGAUGUGUUUGUGAAGAUGCAAAAUAUGAGGUUGCCGCUAACGCUAGAAUAUUCGAGUGAUGAAUCAGAAUUGGCUUUUGAUUUACAAGGAUGUGAAGAGAGAUGCCGUGAGAACUGUGAUUGCACCGCGUUUGCGUUUGUGAAAACCGGAGCGCGAAUAGGCCACUGUGUCACUUGGAUAGGAGUGCUCAACGAUUUGAGAAAAUACAAGAUCGGUGGCCACGACCUCUAUUUCAAACUGGCGGCUAAUGAUUCGGAUGUAGCCGUGGCUACCAAAAAGCCUCCAGGUGGCUUGAAAGCCUGGAUCAUUGGUAUUCUAGUCGCAGGAGGAGUCAUCGUCUCUAUCGCAUUAUGCGUCUUCUUUUGCUUGUGGUGGAAGCAAAAGAAAAGAAACCAACAAGAAGCACCAACGGAAACCGAAAUAUUGAUGAACGAGAUCACCCCCGAAGAUCGCUUCGAAUUUAUGGACCUUUCAACCAUUGUGGAGGCUACCGACAACUUCUCAUCCUCGAACGAACUCGGCCGAGGAGGAUUCGGUACCGUUUACAAGGGAAUCUUACCGAGGGGAAGAGAAGUAGCAGUCAAAAGGUUAUCGACAUUAUCAAGCCAAGGCUUGGACGAAUUUAGAAACGAAGUGACAACGAUUUUAAACGUCCUUCACAGGAACCUGGUCCGCCUCGUAGGUUGUUGUUGUGAAGGCACGGAGAAACUCCUAGUCUACGAAUAUUUGGAGAACUCGAGUUUGAACCGCUAUAUAUUCGAUGAACUCCGAAGCUCACUACUGAACUGGCAAAACCGGUGUCAACAUGAUCGCCAAGAUUUUGAUUUUGGGAUGGCCGCGAUGAUGGAAAGAGGUCAGACACAUGCACAAACAGAGAGAGUAGUCGGAACUUAUGGCUACAUGUCCGAAGAAUACGCUCUGCAUAACGUAUAUUCUGAGAAGUCGGAUGUAUUCAGCUUCGGUGUACUCUUGCUCGAGAUCAUCACCGGAAAACGGAAUGGUGAUCAUUGUAGGUCUAAUCCCGGAGAAAGUUUACUGGGUCUAGCGUGGAAAAUGUGGAACGAAGGGGAGGGACUUGACCUGGUGGAUUCUCAGUUCGUCGACUCCACUUUAGUAGAAAAUGAGGUUUUGAGAUGCAUACAGAUUGGUCUGUGGUGUGUUCAAGAUCGCGUUGAAGAUAGACCAACCAUGGAUUUGGUUAUCGUAAUGCUAAGAAGUACUGACGAAAUUCCUCGUUUUAACGAACCAAAGUACUACUACGCUCGCAGACUUGGUGGAGAAAUUGCUUCGACAUCUUCUUCUCUACCUCGGGAGACCAGUAGUGUACUUACUUCGAGUUAUAAUCAAAUAACUUUGAGUGUCCUCGAUGCUCGAUGA